AUGGCAUACAAACGGCGAAACACACAACUAGCCAUUGACCUCCUCGCCUUAUCGAGGUUCAACCGGUACAACCCACUACUCGCCACCUUUUCCGGAGUGUGGGCUACCAUUCUAGCCGGAUCCCACAAGAUCACCAACUCCCCAGACUCAAUCACACCCGAAUAUGUCCUUAACCAAGCCCUACUCUGCUUCAUAUGCAGCUUUGUCUUCUGCGGCGCCGGAAUGGUCUGGAAUGACUGGAUAGACCUGCACAUUGACAGGCAGGUGGCUCGGACAAAGAACCGUCCGCUUGCAAGGGGAGCUGUCACAACAUCUGAAGCCCUGGUCUGGAUGGGAUUUCAAUUCCUAUCAAGCUGGAUUCUGGUAUCAUGGAUGCUAGAGGGAGAAAAUGUACAAGCAGCAAUGCUCCCCGUAACCCUCAGCACAAUCCUAUACCCCUUCGCCAAACGCCCCAUCUUCCGCCGUUUGCAUAUCUACCCCCAGUACCUCCUCGGCUUCACCCUCGCCUACCCCUCUCUCAUCGGUGUCCUCGCAAUAAAGGGUUCCUCGCAGCCCCUCUCAACAUCCGUAGCUCAAAGCCUGCCUAUGUUUGUCACCGUCUUCACCUGGACCCUCUACCUAAAUACCGCAUACAGCUACCAAGACGUCGUCGACGACCGGAAGAUGAACGUCAACUCGGCCUAUGUCCUGGCUGGGUCUUACAUCCACCACCUGCUUGUGGUGCUUGCGGUGCUUGUUCUUGGGGCUGUGGCGUGGCAGUUGUAUGGGCAGGGGUCGUGGUGGCUUUGGGGGGGUUGGAUGGGGGUUUGGACGUGGUCGUUCUUGGGGCAGUUGGUGAGGUUUGAUAGGAAUAGGCCGGAGAGUGGGGGGCCCUUGCAUAAGGAGAAUUUUGCGUUGGGGGUUUGGACGGUUUUUGUAUGUGUGGUUGAGUUGCUUGGUGGUGGCUGUUAG
Messenger RNA from Aspergillus puulaauensis, 951 nucleotides. RefSeq names its product prenyltransferase spyF. Bases 1 to 951 code for a protein of 316 amino acids. NCBI's taxonomy places the organism in Eukaryota, Fungi, Ascomycota, Eurotiomycetes, Eurotiales, Aspergillaceae. Gene Ontology annotation, molecular function: transferase activity, transferring alkyl or aryl (other than methyl) groups. The record is from RefSeq and is a predicted model, not a curated record. The transcript is spliced from 3 exons. Gene Ontology annotation, cellular component: membrane.